Molecule: messenger RNA, 6155 nt
Organism: Drosophila serrata
Lineage: Eukaryota; Metazoa; Arthropoda; Insecta; Diptera; Drosophilidae
Gene: spri
Product: Src homology 2 domain-containing protein sprint
Biological process (GO): vesicle-mediated transport; signal transduction
Cellular component (GO): cytosol; endocytic vesicle
Molecular function (GO): small GTPase binding; guanyl-nucleotide exchange factor activity
Source: RefSeq, a predicted model, not a curated record
GUGAGAAGCAAAAAAUAAGUAAAGUGCGAAAAGUGAAGUGCGAGUGAGUGAUCCGUGAUCGCAAGCGAUUUCGAUUGGAGCGGCAGCAAAAGAAGCGCCUUUUCCCUGGGAGUUCGCUGGAGGGAGCUCGGAAAGCUCUCUACAGUUCUCUGGAGUGGACAUUGGACGGAGUGAACGUGCUAUCGUGUCCAGUCCAGUGUCCAGUUCAGUGCAGACCCUCGGAUCGGCAACGGGUUCAGUGUCCCGGCGGCACCUGUCGCCCAAGCGCAAAUGGUGGACGUUAAUUAAAUGUCAACAGAUGCAGCAGGCGGGCGCAGAGGAAGAUCCCAAUGAAUUGGAGACGAAAUUGUGCAAAAACUUUGAAUAAAUCAUAAGAGACUUGGCGGAGGGGACAGACUCAAGACUCAAGCAACAAUAAGGAGCUGAGAUACACAAAGACGGGGAGAAAUAACCAAGGAAAAAUGGUUAAUGCGGUGAUGGAUGCCAUAGCGCUGCUCAGCUCGCUGGCCAGCGAUCUGGACAUAAUGCUGAACGAUCUACGAUCGGCGCCAAGUCAUGCUGCCACCACAACACCAGCAACCACAGCGGGGGCAGUAAUGGCAGCGAAUCCACAGCCACAGCUGCACCAUCAUCAUCAGCAUCAUCAUCAGUUGCAGCAACCCAUCCAACUGCAGGCGGCGAGACCUCAUCAGUGGAACCACAACAACAACAACAACAACAGUAUCAGUAACAAUAAUAAUAUUCAUAAUGUUAACAAUAAUACUAAUUCACAUCCCUUUGGCCUGAUGGACAUCAAGCUAAAGUCCGUGCGAUCGGCGGCCACAACAGUGACCGCAACAACGGCGGCUUCUAUGUCCACCACAUCGAAUCAACUGCAGCUACGCCGACGCAUUGCUCCAAAGCCACUGUCACGCCCCCCUAGGCGUAGUCGGCCACUGGAAAAGAAGCUGCCAGCGAGGGAGGAGCAGCAGCAGGACGAGGACGCAGACACCGAUGCCAGCGAUUUGGCCAAUAGGACAUCGCCGUUGAGUGCAAGUGCGGCGGCCACAAGGAUUGCUGGCCUGUCGCCGGAAGUAAAAAAAGUGCAACGGCUACCGCUUUGGAAUGCUCGCAACGGAAAUGGAAAUGGAAGCGGUAGCGGCCACGCUGCCCACUUGCACUCGCCUCUGGCCAUGCAACGUCGCCUGCCCGGACAAGGCCAACAUCAUCAACGAUUCCAUCAUCAGCGUUUUCAACAGGGAACCAGCGAACCACUACCAUCUGUGGGCUCCACCACAGCCUCGUCCUUGGAGGCAGCCGCCACUGUGGAUUCCGCAAUCAGCAAGAACAUCAAUAACAACAUUCAUCACAAUGGCGGACAAUCACAGCCACAGAAAUCUCAACAGCAGCAGCUGAGUGUCCUGGCCAAGGCCAAUCUCAAUAAUAAUAAUAAUAACAACAAGAAUCCGAAUAGCCCGAACGGAUUAGUCAGCUCCAUGACAUCCGCUUCGAAUGUGGUGAAUCAAAACCAAAAUCAGAAUGGUGAUAGCCGUCGGAGCAGCAGCAUGGAUCCGGAUGCAGAUGCAGAUGAUGUGGUGGAUAUGGCCCACAAUGGAGGAGCCUUCGAAGACGAUAUGGAGGCUUUGUUGCCCAAGUGUUCGCGACGCUCAAGGGAUGAGCUCAGUCAGUCGCGCACGUCCCUAGUGUCCAGCUCCGAGGGCGGCAUCCUCGCCGAAGGCGAAACAUCCAGCGAUGAUGGCGAAGAGGAGGAACCGGUCGAGGCCGAAGAUGAGGAUGAGGGCGGUGAGAGUAGCCGUGAUGAUUCCAGUGACAAUUCACCGCCAUGCGACCUGGGACUGAUGGAGCGCCUGCUUCUCACCCAUCCAAUGUGGUUCCUGCCUGGCAUACAACGUUCCGGAGCCGUGCAUCUGCUCCAGGGCAAGGAGGAAGGGACCUUUAUAGUACGCGGUUCCAGCCAGCCCAAUACCAUGGCCGUUUCGGUGCGUUUGCCCCAGGAUACGGGUCCCUAUAUCGAACACUAUCUCAUCCAGUCGCAUGACAAUGUUCUCAGCCUCGAAAGCUCACGGUUCACCUUUGGCUCCAUUCCCUCGCUGAUCGCUCACUAUGCCCAGUGCUGCGAUGAGCUGCCCGUCCAGCUAAUGCUGCCACGGGUCCUGCGGGAGGCCAACAACCGGAAGAAACUCUCCUCGCUGGCGCUGCUGGGCCAGGAGUUCUGGAGCUACGCCAGCAGUCCUGCUCUCCUGGGACCACCGACGCCCACGGUGGCUCCAUUAUCGCGGGAUCAGCAUUUGUUGGAUGCCAAAUCCCCACUCUCGUUGACCGAAACCAGUGGCCUGGGUACAGCCACCUUCUUCAGCGAUGCUCUGACCAAGCCACCACCCACAGGAAGUGCUCCUCCGCUGCCCGGCGGUGGCAAUAGCAGCAGCCUCUUCAGUCCCACGGGCAGUGGCCAGCUGCUAGGCUUCUUUAGCCAGGCAGGCACACCCUCGGAUACCACCAACUCCAGCCUGAGCUCGUUCACCACCAGCGGUGGCCAGCAUUUGCAGCUGUUGAGUCCGAACUCUGUGGAUUCGGUUAUACUAACCAUGUCGCCGGUGGAUAAUCCGGGACAACACUAUCUUCCCAGCUCUGGCUCUGGAUCGGGAUCAAUGCUUUCAUCUGCCAUCUGUCCGCCAAGCGUGGUCGACCAGCAGCAGCAGCAGCAGCUGAGCACCUUCAAGGUGAUUCAGGCCACGCCGGAAAUGGAUCAAGUGCGUCCACAGCGACCCAAGCCACCAAACACAUUGAAUCUCAAGCCGCCAGCACCGCCACUGCGAUGGUCCAAGCCUCACUCACCGGAUCAGAAUGGAAAUGGGAAUGGAAAUGGCAACUUUACAGUCACCACAACGGUCACCUUUUCCAUGGAGAAUGGUGGAGGAGCAGGAGGAACCCCAGUCGCCGGGAGUGGACAGACAGCAGUGGGAAAUGGCAGCGGAAAAUUUGUGGAGGUAACCACGCCGGCGGCUAGUAAUCCAUUCAAUGCCCUGCUCAACGGCCAGGCCAGCACCUUCCAGACCUUUGCCAAGCGCCUGUCGCCAGAGGGUGAGUGCAAGGACACGCUAUCCUCGCAGGGCUCCUCCUCUAACGACAGUCGCUGGCAACCGCACCGGAAGCUGCUCGCCUCACCGUUGACCCCUCUAACGCCCAGCGGCAGCAGUGGCAGCGCCGGCGGUGGUAAAUCCCGAAAAUCCCGAGCGGGCAAGGAGUCGCAGCACUACAAGGAGUCGGACAUCCUGGAGAGCCCGCCACUGCAGUACUGUGCAAGUGCUCUAAGCGACAAGAUCAGUGACUACGAGGACGUGUGGUCACACGAUCCCAGCGACCGGGCCAGCCUCCUGACCAGCUUCCGCCCUGCCCUGGACUCUGUUGGAGGCGUUAUGAACCGCAGGCCGGAUCUGCUGGCAGAGACACCGAGCACUCCCACGCCAACGCAACAGCAGUCAGCGCACCUGUCGCCCUGCGAGGAGGAAGCCGCAGCUGCAGCCACAUCCCCGCACGAGAGCUCUAGCCAACAGCUGCUACAGUUCUCCGGCGAUGCCCAGCCUCGCUCCCGAGCCGGCCUGCUGCUGCCCAAUCUCAAUGGACAGACGCCAGCGGCCACAAUGACUCAAUCCCUUACAGCGGCCGAAGAUGACGGCGGUGACACUACACCCACAGCCGAGGGACAAACUCCUGGUGCCGGUCGCAGUAAACAGGGCAGCCCCUUCUAUGCGGAACCGGCGGAUGCAUUGCGUCAGGCAGGCCUGACCAGCGCAGCCACCGCCAUUCUGCGGCGACAGCAUCGCAGCCAGAUGCUGCACGCCAGCCAGCGGCAUUCGGAACCACUGAAAGCUGGCUUUGGGGGCAGCGGCAACGGACCCCUGCUGCAGCAAAGCGAUCUGGAGAAGCUAGCCGGCAGCCUGGAUGAGCUGAAGCCCAAGCCAAAGGCUAACAACCAGCAGUCGCAGGCGCAGCACCAGCAGCAGCAGCAGCAGCAACAGCCCACUAAGCGGGCAAGGAAUCGCAUUGAUCACUGGCAAUUGGACAGCAGCUGGGAGUUUAUGGCCAAGCAGGAUACCGGCAGCAGUGCUGGCGGUGAUUAUGAUGCGGCGGCCAUUGACUGGCAGGAGAAGGAGAACUCGCUGGGCAGGGACAGCAGGGAGCAGGGCAAGAAGCGCACGCUCACUAUCCACCAGAUUAUAGCCAAGCGCCUGCCUGAUCUCAAUCUGCCAGAGCUCGUUCGUUGCUCUACACCCCUGCAGACAGCAUCAGCGACAGCGACGGGCAUCGCUCCGCUUCAGCCGCUGGCUCUGCUCGGUCAGGAGAAGAUCGGACUCGGCUGCGAUGGCAGCCAGAAGUCAUUCCAAAGCCAGAACGGCUGCCGACUCUCGUCCUACGACAAUGUCUUUUGCCAGAACUCGUUCAGCGGCAUCGAUUCAGCCCAAUCCGACGAUGGGACCAUAUUCUCGGAACCCUGGGAUUCGUCCCAAUGGGACUCCUUCCUGCCACACGACGAUGCCACCAUCAAUUCGGAUACUAUACAUCUAUCUAAAUGCCGACCCGCUCUCUCUGAGGACGAUACUAUUGUCGAGGAACUACAAAGCACCAAAGACGGCAGCAAUGGUAGUUGCAACCAGGACACGCUCAAGGCCAAUAGGAAUGGUGGUGGUGCUGGACACCAUCAAAAUCUGAAUCACAACAAGGCCAGCAACAGUCGACCCAAGGUGGCCACCAUUCUGAGGAACCCCAGCAUGCGGGAUCGUGAAGUAUUAUGUCACCCCCGCAACAAGAUGAAUAUCCAGAGCAGCGGCCCCGGCGACUCCCUGCGAGCCUACACCCUCCAGCUGGCCCAGGAUCCUAGCUCCACCUUUGCCCGCAACAUUGAGAACUUUAUCUGCUGCACCAAGGAGUCCCGCGAGGCGGCACCCCAGGUGGUGAUGCGUAAUAUGCGGCAAUUUAUGAGCGGCAUGAAGAACUACCUGGUGAAGCAUGGCGAGGGCAAGUUCCAUGCCGAGUUGGAGUCGGCGAGGGCACGCCUCAAGGCGGACGAAUUCCUCAACCUGGACAGCAUGCUGGAGACGGUGAUGCAUCAACUGGUGGUGCUACCGCUCCGAGAGCAUCUAUAUGGGAUCUUUGUGGAUCACUAUCAGCGCAGCGAGGACAUUCAGCUUUUGGCCCAGAAUGUACGCUAUGCCUGCGACCGGGAGGCAGCCGAUUUUGGCAUACGUCCCACGGUAACACCGCCCUCCCAUGCCGCCCUGCGUCUGAUCUCCAACCUGUUGCUGCGCCUCCAAGAAGCCGAACUGCCCCUGGACAAGCUAGAGCUCUUCCUAUGCGUCAUUUCGACGGUAUUCGAUGCCACCGGCUGCCCGCGUGGCCAGCAGCUGGGCGCCGAUGACUUCCUGCCUGUCCUGGUCUAUGUUGUGGCCAAGUGUGGCUUUGUAGGAGCCGAAAUCGAGGCGGAAUUCAUGUGGGGCCUGUUGCAACCAACGCUGCUCAACGGAGAGCCAGGCUACUACCUCACCGCCCUCUGUAGCGCCGUUCAGGUGCUGAAAACAUUUAUGGCCUCGGAGGGAGAGAGCGGCAGUGGAUCCCUGGACUGGCGAUCCAGCUGCCUGCCCGCCUGCUCCAGCGUGCUGCGUGUCAUCAUACCCGAUGAAUGCAACGGAUCCCUACAGACGCGUACACUGCCGGUGCGACCGCACACAACGACGCGUGAGGUGUGCCGCAUUAUAGCGCAUAAGGCGAGGAUAACGAACCCACAGGACUAUGCCCUCUUCAAACUUGUCGAUGGUGAGGAGACCCUACUGACGGAUGCCGAGUGUCCACAGGAUGCCCGUUUGGCUGCCAAGGGGAAGCAUUGCAUGCUGGCGUACAAGCGGAUUGAUGCCAAGAUCGCCUGGCCCACAGCUCAUCAUUGAGUCACACACACACACACACACCCCAACCCCCCCACACACACACAAAGAGAGAGAAAGAGAGCCCCUGCCCUGCCCUACUUGCUCACUAACAACCAAGCAUAUUUGAUUAAUAAUUUAUUAUUAUUACAUUAAAAUAUACUUAGUAGCCUGUAAGUAAAGCUAAUUAAUGCUAAUUAGAAAACAUCUAAUGUGUACUAAACAUCAGUAUUGAGUUAA